Paramuricea clavata is the source of this 969-nucleotide messenger RNA. The record is from the annotation of a GenBank genome assembly. Lineage: Eukaryota; Metazoa; Cnidaria; Anthozoa; Malacalcyonacea; Plexauridae.
AUGUCUGCUGUUAUGAUAUCCACUUUCUCCCGUUUCAAUGCACCUUUUGAGUGCUUCAACUUUCGCUUAGCAAUAUACAAGUCCAGAGCAGCAACUUUCAACUUCACCAUGAGCAAUGCAAAUCUUCAAUCAUCCGCAAAAGUGAAGCUAGAUAAAUAUUUAGGCUGGAUUCCCAAUCCACGUACAGAAAUGAAAAAAUUCUAUAACAAUGUUUAUCAAUCAUUCUAUUUGGAACGUAGAGGAGCAUACUGUGACACGAAAAAGGACUUCACCCGGGACACCCCAUGCCGAAGGCAGAUAUUAGUAUGACAAUGAGAAGAUGAUUUCAAAAAUCAAGAAGCAAGCAGAGCAUAUUAAGUCUGAAAAGGAUGAUUCGCAGGCUUUGUAUUUUCUCAGGGAAAACCGUGUGCUAAAACCGCAUGUGAUAGUGGAACAAUAAAACAGAAGAUUAUACAUAUAGAUGACCUUCAAAAAUCUAUUGAUAAGAUUGAAAAGACCCUAAAAGAACACCUUAAAAAACCAUUCAUUCAAUUAUCUGGGCGAAUUUUGACAGGACAUAAUACAGCUCAUGAUUUUGGUGUAGCUCAGUUAUCUCAGUUGCAGAGUGUAAAAACUGAAUUAACUACUCUACGUACUAGACUUGUUAAACGUCAGGAAACAUGUGAAUUUGUAUUCAGACACAGAUUUUCUGCAAUAAAGAGAAAGUCACGCUCAAGAAAGCAGAACAUUAAUAAGUGCAAGAAACGGAUGAAGGCGAAACAUUCAGAAAGAAAGAGAGAGAUACUCAGAAAAAUUGCACCAGAUUCACCUGAAGGAAAACCAUGCAUAAAUGAAGAUAUUCGGCCAGCAAUCGUCAGGGGACCAGCAAUCGUCAGGGAACUCAAGGAACGAUUUGUUUUCCGCUGGCUGUGCCGUUAUGUCUGGCCGCAUUUAGACCACUACGUACCAAUACGGAAAUAUCAAGAAUAG